AUGCCGUCCUAUAAUCUACCGACCUACCUCCCUCUACCACAUCCAAGUCUUCCAGUCCCACCUCGGCCACCGUCACCACCUUUCCGAGUCGCAUCCGUCGGCGGCAAAACCCCAUCCUCAUGUCCGACCACGGGCUGGAUUGCCCCCCGCCCACCGGCCUCUUUGCGGCAAUCCCCGACGGGGCAGUACCUACCUCCUACGCACCCACGAGCCUACGAAUGGACUCGAAAAUCCUAUCGUCGUUCACCCUUAGCCUUCGAGCGGCCUACCCAUACCCCGGACCCUCGACCGCACCAUCAUCACUACGUCCGAACCAGAUCCUUCGACUCGAAAUGCCCCAACGACGGUGUCGUCUCGAUUCGCUUUCUCAACCGCAUCGAUCCUAGACCUUUGUUCUUACCGGAAUGGUACACCGAUUUCGAACCCGAAUGUAAGGAGUAUAGGAUGUACGAACAUCUUGCUCGAGCGACGGCGGAGAAGACGUUGAGGAAUCAGAUGAUCAAAGGGGAUCGCUUUAGUGAGCAUGAGUCCGGGGCGUCGUUAGGCGAGAGGGAGUUGAGGUUAUGGGCGAUUUGUUUGAGUGUCAAGAAGGCAAGAAAGGGUGGGUCAAUGGCAGUGUGUGUCCUAUGGAUAUGAGCUGGGCUGAUGGAAAGCUUAUUCGUGUUGUGCGGGCGCAGCGAUGAGGAUGUCGGCUUCCAUCGCAGACCCAUUUUCGCAUGACCGCAAGGUUUCCAAGUCUCUGCCUCGGGAGCUGACUUUGAAUGUACGUCAUCGGAUCCCAUUUCCGUCGACCAGGGGAUCGCAGCAACUAGCGCUUCCCCAUGAGCUCGAUCACACGUCCUCCGAGCCGUCAAAGCUUGCGACGUCGCUUAUCUCCUCAAAACCACGGCCUCAUCGUCGAUCCGGCUUCAUCCAACCUCCGCUAUCAUCCAGCGCCCCGCCGCCACCAUCCAUCAACUCGAGUCGGAAUAGAACGGCAAGUGUUGCCACAACGGUGUCAGCCACUUCGACGAGCUCCGCUCUCAGUAAUUUGGGCAAGAGGAUCAGAGCUUUCGCUUCCAUGCGCCGGUCAUCUUCCGACGCGAUUCGAAGUCUGACCUCGAGCGGACACGAGAUGAUCAAGUCCCUGGAAGCGCUAUUGGAUGGAGCAACGAAGGAAGAGGAUUCCGACGACGAGACUUGGGAUGGAUCGACCGUUUCCUCGGAGGGACGCAACUCGUCGUCGUCUUCGCUCUCGACUUUCUCAUCCGACAGGUCAAGGUCGAGCUCGAGCUCGAUCGAAUCGGUAGAGUCCGAUUCUCCCACCAAGUGGCGCAAAUCGAGUUUGUACAGUCUACCCAACCAUACCACAAUCGAACGGAACUCCUCGUCUCCCAGGAUGUCGUUGGACGAGCAAGUUUAUUUGAUGAACCUGGAGCGUGCGGAUGCGGAGAAGAAAGUGCGAAGGGGAAGUUGGGGCGGUCGCACUCGCACAUGGGCCGGGUUCUUUGAUUCUUCGCUUCGGAAUUGA
Messenger RNA from Microbotryum saponariae, 1510 nucleotides. NCBI's taxonomy places the organism in Eukaryota, Fungi, Basidiomycota, Microbotryomycetes, Microbotryales, Microbotryaceae. The record is from the annotation of a GenBank genome assembly.